AAAAAGAGAGCGGGAAACGGGCAGCCGAGAUGGAGGCGCUGCCGCCGGCCGCGGCUGCGGCCGCGGCUGCGGCGGCUUGUCCUCCCCAGCCGCGUCAGGAGCCCCGAGUGCAGUGCCUUUCGCGCCGACGGACGGCCGAGUUGCUGGAUCACUGCAGACCUUUCGUGCGCAGACUCGGAGCCGGUCAGGCUGUGGAGAGCGAGAACUUGGAACAGGCAAUGGGGGAAGCGCUUUGGAACUUUGAAACAGCUGUACAAGAGAAUAUCACUGUUAAUGGGCAGCUGUGGCAGGAAUCAUCAGAUCUUCAAAAUGACACAGACAUUAAACUCCUUGAAGACCAGCUUGAUGAAUUAAUUGUGGAAGUGGCUUCCAAGCGUAAUCGAUAUCCUAGAAAAAUGCAAAUAAAUGUUGUUAAAGGCAUUAAAAUGCAACAAAAAUUGUUGGGCUAUCAACCUUUUGUGAAUUGUCAAGACAUAAAAGUGGAACCUUCUCAAGAUCAGUCUAUGGUAGAACUGAGACUUUCAACAAAAACUAUGUCUAGACAUACUGGAGAAUCAUUUAAGUCCCUGUCAUCCCUUGUGGAAAAAGCAGAAGGCUUCUCAAAAGCGUUGUCUUUACAACAAACUUUGGAGCAGUGCAGACUCCAUCAAGAAAUCAUGUUUGUCUCUGAAGUUAAAAAAGAGAAUAAAAACGAUGUCAAAAACCUUACAUCACAAGUGGAAGUUAUACCUUCACAAACUGCUAUCAGUAAUUCUGUUCUGCUCAAAAUAAAGAGAUCAUCAUGUUCUCCACAGAGACGCUACCCACUCCGACAAAGAAAACUUAGUCAUGAUACAUGAACAUUUUUUUGAAGAGAUCAUUGCAUUCAGUUUUCUGAUAUUUUUUGUUGUUGUUUAUAUAGCAUCCUUAGUGAUCCCCUGGAAUCCAUAUAACCAAACAAAUUUUGUUUGAUAGUGAUGAAGUUGGAUACUGGAUCUCUUUAUAUGGCUACUCUGUAAAAUACUUAAGCAUAUUAUUAAAUCUGAACAUUUUUCUUUGAAACUAAAUUUGCUUACAAUAUAUUACAGCAGAAUGAUCUUCUUCAAGGACUGACUUGUUUAUGAUUGCUUUAAUGCUUAAUUGCUUUAAUGGUAAUUUCUCCAAACAUUAGGUAAGAGCAUUAUCUACUGUAUGCUCUUGAUCCAUGAAGUUGUACAUUUCCUUAGCAAAGAUUCUUGCUGAGUGGAACUUUAAAAGAACUAUGAGCAGAGCAUCUGCAACUGGAGUUUCAGAGAAGAACUGAAAUCCUUUAGAUGCAUAUAGAGGGGUAUCUAGUUCCCUAUAACUGUUUGUGGAUUUCUAGAUCAGUAUAAUUUUUAAAUGAGCUCAAUUUAUAUGUUCAUUGUAGCUAUAGGCUGGGAUUAAAGAUUAAAGUAUUUAGCUGCAGGUUGUGUCUUCACUACAGUCUAAAAACUAAUGAGAAAAAAGUGUUGUUUGGUGCUAAUAUACAGGUAGUCACUGACUUACAACAGUUCAUUUAGUGACCGUUCAAAGUUACAAUGGCACUGACAAUGAUUUGUGACCAUUUUUCACAUGACUGUUGCUCACUGAUCAAAAUUCGGUUGCUUGGCAACUGGUUUACAUUUAUGACAGUUGCAGUGUCCCAGGGUCGCCUUUUGGGACCUUCAGAUGAGCAAAGUCAACAGGGAAGCCAGAUUCAUUUAACAACAUUACUAACUUAAAUCUGCAAUGAUUCACUUAACAACUGUGGCAAGAAAGGUAAUAUAGGGCAAAGCUCACUUAACAAAUGUCUCAGCAACAAAUUUUGGUUCAAUUGUGGUCGUAAGUCAAGGACUACCUGUACCUGCUCUUUCUCUUUUCCCUGAGCCAUGACUAGUCUUCUGAUAAUUUGAUUGGGGGCAGGGGGUACAAUGUACUUCCACAUCACCAUUUAGUAAAUAUUCAAGUUGCAAAGAAAUACCAAGUUUUGUGCUCUCAAUAAUGGAUGUUUUGUUUUAUUUUCCUGAUUUCCAUGGUAUGCAAAUUAAAAGAGGGCUGAUUGAAUUGGCCUUCUAUCCACACCUCAGGAAGAUAUAGUAAUUGUAAGAUUAUUAAUCUAUAUAUUACUUAAAAACCACUUUGCCCAUAUUCUUGUGGAAAGUAAAAAUAUUUUUGUAAUAGUAAUCUUAGUAAAUAAUUUUGUAAUGUGAUCUUUGAAUAUUUAGAUAUCCUUUUUCUAAUUCAAAUGAGACUAAUUUGAAUUGCAUACAGUAAGCAAACAAUGUGAUAGAUUCUAAUAGGCUUGUUUAAGCGAUAUAUAUUCAAGGAAAGCUAGACAGAAGCAAUUCUGGACUGGGAAUUACUGGAGUUGUGUUGUAAAUUACCAGUAUUUUCCCUUAAUUUUUAAAAAACUCAGUUCCUCCAGGAUUUCUGAACUCCAAAUGCCUUUUCAUUUUAUAAUUGUGACGUAUAAAUUUUCAAAAUCAACAUUAUACCAUUUUCUUUUUUAUUAAAUUUACUGCAAACAUAUUGUUUCUGAAAGAUGAGAGCGAGAUAGUGUUUAAGAUACCGGGCUAGAAACCCAGGAGAAUUCUAAUCUUACUUUAGCUAUUAAAGCCAGCUUGGUAACUUU
Pantherophis guttatus is the source of this 2611-nucleotide messenger RNA. RefSeq names its product NSL1 component of MIS12 kinetochore complex (gene NSL1). Lineage: Eukaryota; Metazoa; Chordata; Lepidosauria; Squamata; Colubridae. The record is from RefSeq and is a predicted model, not a curated record. Gene Ontology annotation, cellular component: kinetochore; MIS12/MIND type complex. Gene Ontology annotation, biological process: mitotic sister chromatid segregation.